This is a messenger RNA of Parastagonospora nodorum SN15, 1527 nucleotides long. RefSeq lists its product as hypothetical. The coding region runs from base 1 to 1527 and encodes 508 amino acids. Lineage: Eukaryota; Fungi; Ascomycota; Dothideomycetes; Pleosporales; Phaeosphaeriaceae. Gene Ontology annotation, biological process: dephosphorylation. The transcript is spliced from 3 exons. The record is from RefSeq and is a predicted model, not a curated record. Gene Ontology annotation, molecular function: phosphatase activity.
AUGGACCAGCCCGGUGAACUCACCGACAAAGGACGCGAGACUACUCUCGCAUUGGGCCAACGUCUUCGCCAUCUCUAUGUGGACCAGCUCAAUUUCAUGCCAGCUCUCAUUGCAGACAGCGAUAUGAUUUACCUGCGGGCAACCCCCAUUCCGCGUGCUUUGGAAUCGCUCCAACAGGCAUUCUGGGGCCUUUAUCCGCCUUCUGCUAGGACAGCGGACUUUCCGCCUCCAACAAUCAUCACAAGAAAUCCAGCGGACGAGACUUUGUACCCCAACGAUGCAGCGUGUCGACGAUUUGCACUUCUCAGUCGUGCAUUCGCUCAACGCGCAGCCGAUCGAUGGAACGAUAGUGAAGACAUGCAGUACUUAUCUAAGGUGCUGUCAAAGUUCAUGCCAAAUCAAGCAAAAGUGGCUGUCGAUGCCCACCCACGUCUGUCCGGUAUCAUGGACACGAUCAACGCCACAGAUGCACACAGCCCAGACACAAAGCUUCCCAAGGACUUCUAUGACCCGAAGGCGCGUGCCAUCAUCGAUAAAAUUGCGGUAGAAGAAUGGUUCCAAGGCUAUAGCGAAUCCACUGAGUACCGCAUGCUCGGUAUUGGCGGGCUUCUGGGCGACAUCACUUCGCGCAUGACCGGCAGCGUCGAGCGCAAUGGCAACGACGGUCUUGUGGAAAUUGGUGGAGUUGAUGGGAAACUUGGAAAAGGCCGAGGCGGCGAGACGGGCAUCAAGUUCGCCAUGAGCGGAUGCCACGACACUACACUUGCGGCUGCUCUUGUCUCUUUGGGUGCGUUUGAGAAUGAGAAGUGGCCACCAUUCACCAGCCAUAUUGCUUUUGAGAUGUUCAAGAAACGAGGCGUCACAGCUACAGCAAAAACCACGCUAUCUACUCAACAGCCCGCCCAAAAGAGUCAGGGCUGGUGGUCAAGCUUGUUCGGCAGUGCAAAGACCUUCAAGGAGGAGGGCCCAUUUGCAGGCAUCGCACGCAAGCCCAUAACCGAGCUUACUCCAUCGCAGCGAGAUGGGCUCAAAGACUACUAUGUACGCAUAAGGUACAACGACAAAAUCAUGCAAGUGCCGGGCUGCAAGGCGGAGGGCAAGCAUUUGGACGGCGACACAACAUUUUGCACACUUGAGGCGUUUCAAAAGGCAUUGUGGACAAAUACACGCCGAAGAAUUGGGAAGGGCAAGCAUGACUCUUCAUACAUCAAUCCCUCAGGACUUCCCAGCAUGACCAACACCCUCGUGUCUUACCGCACCCACCCGGCUAGUCCCAAGACUACCAUCAAUCGUUGGCUCGAGACUGUCGGGCUCUUCGGUGCCGACGGUACCCCUUCUGACCCCAACGGAGCUAGCUUCGAUGGGUACAAGUUUUGCAAGAGUUGCAAAACAAUGCAGGGUGCAGAGGAGUAUGUUAAUGUGUUCGGACGCACGCGAAUGAACUGCGAGUCUUGUGCGGCUAAGCAGGCAAAGUGUAAGCGGAAGAGCCGCGCGAAGCUUGCUGCGGAGAAGAACCAGCUUCACUGA